UUAUAUCUCACUUCGGGCGCGUCGCUUGCUUUGCUUGACGACGUUGUUGCUACUAAAAGGGCUUGACAAUGCCAUCAAGCUGUAUUUUUGAGUUUGAUCGCCCUGAACCUAUUUACUAUAGUGGAGAAACGAUCAAUGGACGGGCCAUUCUCACAACAACAACCGAAAAGUCAGUAAACGAGGUGUACAUACUUUUCGAGGGAGAGGCGAAGGUGCGAUGGGAUGAGCAAAAGUCUAGAACCAGUAAUGGGAAAACUGAGCACUACACGGAGCAUUUUCGGGGCAAACAGACGUACCUCAACACUCGCACCAAUGUCUUCGGAUCCGGAAAUCUACCAGCUGGUACGCACACCUACACCUUUUGUAUUCCCUUGCCUCUGGAAUGUCCCUCCUCGGUGGUGGUGCAGUACGGCAAGAUCUGCUACGAGAUAUCCGUAAUCAUCGAUCGCCAGUGGCGCUUCAACAACGUCUUUAAGCAGCCACUGACAGUACUGCAGACCUACAACCUAAACAUGAGUCCAGAAUUGCUAAUGCCCCUGCAGCGAGAGGAUGUUAAGCACUUCUGCUGCUGGCCCUGCAGCUCGGGACCGGUUCUUUCUACCCUCACAAUACCCUUCGGCGGCUAUGCACCCGGGCAGAAGAUCCGCUUCACCUUGGAAAUCGACAACCAGUCCAGUGGCUAUGACUUGGACGGUAUUGAAGUAAAACUGAAGCAAAUCUACAAGUUCCAGGCCCAAACUCCCCACCACAAGACUCGCGAGCAGGAGCACAGUCUGAACAAAAGCUGUCAGCAGGAACGGGUGCUGCGGCAAUCAAAAAAGAUUAUCGAAGGUGCACUAGCUAUUCCGGCGGUGCCGCCCUCUUCCCGCUCUAAUGGCAUCAUAUCGGUCAGCUAUCAAGUUAUUCUGUCAAUCGACAUGGGCGACUGCCACGUGGACUCGGACUUCAAAGUGCCUAUUGUCAUCGGUACCAUUCCAUUGAUCCAGAGCGCAGUAAAUCCCACGCAGGCGGCAGAGUGGAUACCCCAGACACCAGACACUCCGGCCGGAGCUGCUGCCGACCUGCCGCCCAGCUACGACAAGUGCAAACCACCGACGUUCGAGGAGGCCACAAAUUUUGGAGAAAAGUUUAUUGAUAUCGACGUGGACGAGCACAACCGCACGGAUGACUUUAUACCCCGUUACCCGAUGUACACAAACUUUGCCUCUCCAUCGGCCCCACCACUUACGACGGACGAGCCGGAUUCCCCUCUUCUACAAGGGGCUCCUGUUCUGUCGCACCCGCAUAAUGCCACUGCCCCAGUAAUCGGGGGAAACUCCAACGAUCGCCCCUCAGCAUCCUACGGUUGGAGCUCGAACCCAUAAAAACGUUUAUGCAUCUCAUACGUAAGAUAAUUGAAGAAACUUUAUUUGUCUUGACAAAACAAUAUAUUUUACUCGUUCACUUAGCUUAGCUUUUUUGCGCACAUAAAGAUGAACCUUUCUACCUCUUGUAAUAUUAAUUAUCAAAAUGCUGAUACAUUCAAAAUCUAUAUCAUUUUAUAACUUUUUUCCUGAUGUGGCCAAAAAUUUAGUUGUUUUUAAGACUUAAACCACAAAUAGAACUAGAUAUUCGUACAAUAUUUGUUUUUCAAAAUUUUUAUAAUGAAGUUUAAAGCACUAAGGUACUUAAUUACUUCUUACAAACAUCAUCCAUCUAACUACGCUUAAAAAAUUUGUUUGGUAUUAAUAAGAGCUUUUUGUUUUUAUAUCCAGAAUCUCCAUAUUUAUACUAAUUUGUUAAAGGAAGCCAUAAAUCUACAUUAAGUAAGCAAACACAGUGCUUUGGUAAUGAAAUAUACAAAAUUUGUGUGUGCUUAUAUAAAAAAUUAAUAAAAUAAGUUUAAACGUUGUUAAAAAAUCCACCCAGAAGAAAAGUACAGUAUAAUCAACAAUUUUUAUAAUACCAUUAUAUGCUUUAUUUAAUUAUACACGUAUUUAAAGUAAACAUUAUUUAAAUGGUAUUGUAAUAUGAAAAGAGUAAAAAGAAGAAGCAGUUGAAUUGAUGCGAGCCAUGGAAAUUAAAAAAAUAAAGCGGACAAAGCAUUAAAAUUUAA
This is a messenger RNA of Drosophila rhopaloa, 2095 nucleotides long. RefSeq names its product arrestin domain-containing protein 3. Lineage: Eukaryota; Metazoa; Arthropoda; Insecta; Diptera; Drosophilidae. Gene Ontology annotation, cellular component: cytoplasm. The transcript has 5 exons. The record is from RefSeq and is a predicted model, not a curated record. Gene Ontology annotation, biological process: protein transport. The coding region runs from base 69 to 1364 and encodes 431 amino acids.